AUGGGAUCCGGAUUGGCUGUGCCACGGAGCCAGGCUGCCAGCCUGGUGUACGUGUGUCUUAUAGCCAGUAGCGCAUGCCGUGUCGCCGUGUCGCGAGUCUCCGCUUUCCAUUUCCGCCGCCGCCGAGGCGGCCGUUUCGAAUGGGAAAUCGGCGAGCGACAGUUUACCCCUGCCGUUCCUGAGUUGUGAGCGCGUAUUCGCCCUCUCCCGUAGAGUCCGCGAGCAUUAAACCCCCCCGCGUGCACCCUCCGCUGGCGACGAUGCCUUCCGGCUCCGGCUCCGGCUCGGUCUCGGACCCCCUGCUCGCGCGGGCCGACGGCAUGGCGGACGGCGGCGCCGUCGCGGCGGUGGACCACCGCGGCCGCCCCGCCGACCGCGGCUCCACUGGCGGCUGGAGGUCGGCGCUCUUCAUCAUAGCGGUGGAGAUCGCGGAGCGGUUCGCGUUCUACGGGGUGUCGGCGAACCUGAUCAGCUACCUGACGGGGCCGCUCGGGGAGGGGAACGCGGCGGCGGCGGCGGCCAUCAACGCGUGGAACGGCGUGGCGCAGCUGCUGCCGCUGCUGGGCGGGGCCCUCGCGGACAAGUGGCUCGGCCGCUACCGCACCAUCACGCUCGCCUCGCUCCUCUACGUCCUCGGUUUAGGCAUGCUGGCCUUCUCAACCUUGCUCUCCUCCGGCAGUCACCAACAAUGCACCACCGCUACCGCCGGUGGCAAGACCUGCCCGCCGUCCACCCUCCAGGUGGCCUUCUUCUACGUCUCCCUCUACCUGGUGGCCGUCGCGCAGGGCGGGCACAAGCCGUGCGUCCAGGCGUUCGGCGCCGACCAGUUCGACCAGAGCGACCCCAAGGAGUCCGUCUCCAGGAGCUCCUUCUUCAACUGGUGGUACUUCGGCAUGUGCGCCGGCACCACCGUCACGCUCGUGCUCCUCAGCUACGUCCAGGACAACAUUGGCUGGGGCCUCGGCUUCGGCAUCCCGUGCGCCGUCAUGGUCUGCGCGCUCGCCGUGUUCUUGCUCGGCACACGGACGUACCGCUACUACGUCUCCAGCGGCAAGCGGAGCCCGUUCGCUCGUGCCGCCGAGGCUUUCGCGGCGUGGCGGAGCAGGCGAAAGGCAGGCGCUCUGCAACCGACUUCGCAGGAACGAGCUCAAGCGGUAACAGAGGCGCCGGAAUUCAGUACAAGAGUCGAUGAGGAGGGGGAGGAGGUGGCGAGGAAAGCAGGCGUCGUCGCGGAGGCCAAGGCCGUCCUCCGGUUGUUCCCAAUAUGGGCGACGUGCCUGCUCUACGCCGUGGCGUUCGCGCAGUCAUCAACGUUCUUCACGAAGCAGGCGGCAACCCUUGACCGGCGCGUCGGCGAGCGGUUCAAGGUCCCGCCUGCCGCGCUGCAGAGCUUCAUCAGCAUCACCAUCGUGGUGUUCAUCCCCGUCUACGACCGUGUCAUCGUGCCUCUGGCGCGCCGCUACUCCGGCAAGCCGUCCGGCAUCACCAUGCUGCAGCGCGUCGGAACCGGGAUGGCGCUCUCCCUCGUGUCCAUGGUGAUCGCGGCGCUCGUCGAGAUGCACAGGCUCCGGGUCGCGCGGGACGCCGGACUGCUGGACAAGCCCAAGGUCCCGCUGCCGAUGAGCCUGUGGUGGAUGGUGCCGCAGUACGUGUUGUUCGGCGCCGCGGACGUGUUCACCAUAGUCGGGUUGCAGGAGUUCUUCUACGACCAGGUUCCCGACAAGCUGCGCAGCGUCGGGCUGGCGCUGUACCUCAGCAUCUUCGGCGUCGGUAGCUUCAUCAGUAGCGCCCUCGUGUCGGGCAUCGACAGGGUGACGACAGCGAGAGGGCGGAGCUGGUUCUCCAACAACCUGAACCGCAGCCACCUCGAUUACUUCUACUGGCUGCUCGCCGCGCUCAGCGCUCUGGAGCUCCUCGUCUAUAUCUUCUUCGCGGUGACAUACAAGUACAAGAACAAGGGAGCCGUGCAUGCAACUCUUGCUGCUUAGCUAUAUACUAGUACUAGUUGAGUAUAUACUUCAUUCAACAAAUUUACUAAGAGGGAGCGUCAUUCAAUAGUUUAUUAGAUGUAAAUGGUCCUUUCUUGUCGUAAUGUUGAUUCCCAUUUGUAUCUACUGGGAUGGCCAGUGUGCUAGCUGAUCGGUACCCUGGUAUAUAUGUAAAGACGGGUCCAGAUUCCACAACCAACAAACCGAUCCAUGGCCUCCUCUAUCUUUGAGGCACAUUUUAUGGCA
Phragmites australis (common reed) is the source of this 2234-nucleotide messenger RNA. Its product is annotated as protein NRT1/ PTR FAMILY 5.10-like. Bases 261 to 1988 code for a protein of 575 amino acids. Gene Ontology annotation, molecular function: dipeptide transmembrane transporter activity; tripeptide transmembrane transporter activity. The record is from RefSeq and is a predicted model, not a curated record. Gene Ontology annotation, biological process: dipeptide transport; transmembrane transport. The transcript has 4 exons. Lineage: Eukaryota; Viridiplantae; Streptophyta; Magnoliopsida; Poales; Poaceae. Gene Ontology annotation, cellular component: membrane.